GAGCGGGAUUCUUCGGCGGGCUCCGGGGCCGCCGCCCGCCCCGCGCCCUGCACCGCUGCCCCUCGGACCCGGAGCCCGUCCAGACCACGAGGCGCGUGGCGCUGGCCUGGAUCCGCCGGCUGAGGCCGCGACCAGGAGGGGACCCGCAAGCCCCGGGACGCUUGCUCUCCCCAGGAACCAACAGUGGCAGUGGCCCGAGGACUGGACCCCGGCCAGGGUCCCCGUCCCAGCCCCGCAGAGCAGGACGUCACGGGAGUGCGGGGCGCGUGGCCGGGGAUAAGAUGUGAGGCGCGCGUCCCCGAGCCCCACCCGCGCGCCCCGCACCGCCGAGUUCCGGGCUGCAACGCAGCGCGGCGGGGAGCAGACCACAGGCUCCUCAUCUGUGAGGGAAGAAAGUCAGAGUUCUUGGAAGAUCCAGCUCACUUGACAUAUGAUGAGAACCUCCAGGGAGAAAACCUCCAUGCCUAAGGCCAGGAAAACGUCCCCAGUGUGAGCAGGGUUCCUCGGCCUGCCCCUGCGGCUUUGGGAACAGACGCUAACCCCAGAGAUCCGCCAUGAAACCACAUUUGAAGCAAUGGAGGCAGUGCAUGCUCUUCGGAAUAUUUGCGUGGGGGCUCCUCUUCUUGGCCAUUUUCAUCUAUUUCACCGACAGCAAUCCCGCUGAGCCUGCACCUAGCUCCCUGUCCUUCCUAGAGACACGGCGGCUCCUGCCGGUGCAGGGCAAGCAGCGCGCCAUCAUGGGCGCCGCACACGAGCCCGUUCCACCCCGGACCGCGCUGCGUGGACGCCUAGUCGGCCCGGUCCACGUAGCGCCCGCGGACUGGCCGGAAGCGGUCUGGACCCAGGAUGACACUGGAAAUGAGGACGAAUUCUUCUCCUCUCAGGUCGGGAGGAGAUCCCAAAGCGCUUUCUACUCGGAGGACGACGACUACUUUUUUCUAGGCGGCGAGCCAGGGUGGUACAGCCACGCGCUGGGGGUCCUGGGGCUCCCGGGGCUCCCCUCCCCCGGCCAGCCCUCCCGGCGGGGACACUCUCGGUCCUCGGGGCCGGUCCCCAGCCGGCGCGCUCAGAAGAGGGCCCGGCAGUCGGCCAGGAGCCGCGUGUCGUUGUCAUUAAGAGGCCUGGAUGAGGACCGGCCGUCCGCGCCCCUGCCCGGCGCGCUCCUGCGGCGGCUGUGGACAGGCGAGGCGUCUGCGCGCAUGCUGAGCCCGCGCCUGCAGAAGGCCAUGCGCGACUACGUGCGCGCCAACAAGCACGGAGUGCAGUUCCGCGGGCGGCGCGCGCUGCGCCGGGCCCCGGCCGAGCUGCUGUGCGCGCUCAGGCGCGCGCGCCCACGCACCCUGGACGGCACCGAGCCGCCCUUCGCCGCGCUCGGGUGGCGGAGCCUGGUCCCAGCCACCGCCCUGAGCCAGCUGCACCCGCGCGGCCUGCGCAGCUGCGCCGUGGUCAUGUCGGCAGGCGCCAUCCUCAACUCGUCACUGGGUGCAGAGAUAGAUUCUCACGAUGCAGUGUUGAGGUUUAACUCUGCUCCUACGCGUGGUUAUGAGAAGGAUGUUGGAAAUAAAACCACUAUUCGCAUCAUCAACUCCCAGAUUCUGACCAACCCCAGCUAUCACUUCAUUGACAGUUCUUUAUAUAAAGAUGUCAUUUUGGUGGCCUGGGACCCAGCUCCUUAUUCCUCCAAUCUCUACCUGUGGUAUAAGAAGCCAGAUUACAACCUCUUCACUCCAUAUAUUCAGCACCGUCAGAGAAACCCAGCUCAAGCAUUUUACAUUCUGCAUCCUAAAUUUAUAUGGCAGCUCUGGGACAUUAUCCAAGAGAACACAAAGGAGAAGAUCCAGCCCAACCCACCAUCCUCAGGGUUCAUCGGUAUCAUCAUCAUGAUGUCCAUGUGCGACGAGGUACACGUGUACGAAUACAUUCCCUCCGUGCGGCAGACGGAGCUCUGCCACUACCAUGAGCUGUACUACGACGCAGCCUGCACGCUGGGCGCCUACCAUCCGCUGCUCUUCGAGAAGCUCCUGGUGCAACGCCUCAACACGGGCUCGCAGGCCGACCUGCACCGCAAGGGCAAGGUGGUGCUGCCGGGCUUCCGCACGGCACAGUGCCCUGCGCCUGGCCCAGGGGAUGCAUACUCUUAGGAAGGACCUUUGGGAACCCACGCGCAAUAAGGUACCACUGCUGUCUUCGGAGUCACAGAGGAUACUUGAAGCUAGAUCCUAGACAGUGUGGUGUGGAGUCUUGAACCGUAAUGUAGUGUGGACAUGAGAAUAAUUCUCUCCCAAGCCAUUGAGUAUUUUUUAGUACUUUGAGUAUGGAAAUGGAAUUUUAAAUAAAACACUCAAAAAAGAGGCAAGAAAAAGACUAGAUAGAAAACCAUGGGUCCAGUACCUCGUGAAGUGCUGUCUUUCUUAGGUCAGGGCUGCCCUUUGUCAGGGUGACUGGGGCUACAGGCUUCACUGAUGCUGUUGGUGACAGAAGAGGCUUUCUGUCUAGAAACAGCCACAUGGAGGUCAGUGUGUGACUGCCACUGAUGAAGGCAGUCAUCCUUAAAGAUCCUCUGUUUUCUCAUGAAUGUCUGAGUCAGCAAGCAGACAAAUUGAACAGGAGAAAUCUCCCCAGAUCAGGUCAGGUGCGCAAGUUCCCAGCUUUGUACCCCAACUCUGCUUCCCUCUUCCCACUGAAUGCUCUGCUCCCUGUAUCAGGACCAAGUUCUAAUACCUGGCCAGUCCAAGAAACAGCCAGUCCGUGAUGGCAUCCUCAGGAGGCCCUUGUCCCCUGCAGUAUUUCAGGACUCACCCACAGUGUCAGUCAUAGGCAAUAUCUCAAAGGAUCACUCACAAGGCACAGAGUGUCCCAGGCAGUGGCUUUUCUACCUUCCAUCCCUGGUUUGCAGGUCCACCCCACAGGUGGCACAUGUGGCACUCUGUCCUUCCAAACUAGAAGGAAGGACUUUGGACCUUCACCCCCGGGUUGCAGGGGACACACACCGGCCUCUUUUAUGGGGCUUUCUACAAGUUCUUAUAGCUGCUACAAACCUGACAGCUAAUUCUUCCAACUGACAAGCAUUUCAGAACCCAAUCCUGGUUUUCACAGGUGUGUUUUCUGUCAGCAGCAUUACAAAGCCUUAAAAUUAAAUAAAAAUGAGUGAAAGCAUUGCUCUUUAACAAGGAAAAUCAUACCUGUUCAGAUGGAGAGGCAGGCAGGGGAGAAACUCAUACCAGCCUGGUAGCGAUACUGAGGUUUUUAACCUCACAUUCUGUCUCUGAUACAUCAGUGAUUUUUGGUGGUGCAACAGAAACAUUUCAGAAUACCUUAACUAAACAUACUAUUAUUCCAAUAUCAAACCAAAACCUAUCUUAAUGGCACAGUUUAGACUUCAGGGAAGUGACAGCAGCUCAAUUAAAGACAGACUCCUUUGCAGGGUGUGUGGCCAUCGGGAGAGUUUAGUGGCAAAGGCUUUUUUGUUUCUGGAUUGGUUUGUUUCAGUACUUUCAGGAUGGCUUCUGUGAGCAAGAAUAGUUUACUGAGACUGGCAGCUUCUCCUUGGCUAUUCUACUCAGCAGAAUAACAUUAUUCCCAUAGAGAAAUGGGAGCAAUUGAAAAGUUUUCAUUUAUUAGAUAUUAUCUAAUAAAAGUCCAUCCAAGGAACUUCCUUACCAAAUCUAUGAGAAGGGGUGGAUGGUUUCAUCUUAUGUGUUAAAUUAUGUCCAAGUAGACACCAUCCAGCCCUGGUUCUCCCUUAUUUCCUGAAAGAGCUUGGUGGCAUCCACACACUUAAGUAAGUAGAACCUUCCCAGCUCUGGAAGGAGGCAGCAGAGGUGCUGAUGGAAUGAGUUCUACCCCGGAGUCCAGGGAUCUUCCUAGAUCUUCCAAGCCUUGCCAUUUUAAAUGCCCAAAGCUACUAAAAUCCCUGUUAUAGUCUUCCAAGUGGAUUCACUCAUGGGCAUCCUUAUUAUCCAGGACAGCCUCCCUUUGGUGGCAUGAGAAUUUGGUUAGCAAAUAAUAGAUUCAGGCCAAUGUAGAUAUUCAAGUUCAAAAGCUCCAGAAAACACUUCAGAGAUUUGUUAAAAUUGCAUUCUGUUGUAGCACCUGUACUUCCAAAAGAGUACUUUCAGUUUGACAGAAUUACAAGAAAGACUGGUGAACAUAAUGCAAAUUUAAUUAAAAUUUGUGAAUUUAUUAUGGCCUUAAAGAGUCUUGGGAAUCAGAGUCAGUUGAAGCCUGAGGAGAUGUGAGCACACAUGUUUACACAGCGCUGGCUGCACAGUCUCCAGUUUAAAAGUUUAAAUCGUUCAGCCUUACAAGUGCAUUCUGCUGUGCAUCAGUGCAAAGACUCCUCCUGGUACUCUUUGGUUCUGAGGGGUGGGAUUUUGUCAGACAUUGGUUAACUUCCUGUGUGCAGAGUGCUGAGCUCCAGUAGGCACAUGGCCUUCUAAGGAGUGGUUAGUCGUGAGUGACUCAACUCCUCUCCCCACCUCUGCCCCUUCCAGAACAUGCCAUCCUCUGGGGAGGAAGAGCUGAGGAAAUCCUUGCAUCCUUCCUGAAGGCCUCUGGUGCCACUCUGCACUCAGCACUGGCCAGUGUCACAUACCUCUGUACUUCAAGGUCAUUUCCCUCUGUCUUUGUGAAGACCAAUACUGGCAUCUACUUGCACCUUGAUUCCCCCAUCAUGUUUCUCCAGUUGUCGUUUUGGGGUUGGAGACUCUUCUGUCCACUGGGUUAGGGCCAGAUGGACUGUCUGGGUGGAUUAAGUGGGAUCCAUCUUAGAUAAGCCACACUCACUCUGUGACAGAAAAAUGUCAUGAGCACCAAUGACGUGAUUGACUUUCUCCAGGUUUUCCCCUCACUAGACAUAGUGCAUGUGGCUGAGGGUACCUGGGCCCCUUCUGCUUAUCUAUGAGAAGACAGACAAUGGGGGUUGCAUGGAGCUGGGGGAUUGUGGGCAGACACACAGCGUCCCAUUGUGUUUCCAUUUCUGACCUUUGGCUGAUUCAGACUUACCCUGUGCCACACAGCAGACAGAGGCAGCUCUGUUUAGAAACUAACUGGGAACACACACUUGAGGUUCAGCUUGGCUUUGAUACUCUUGAUAUUUCCAUUGUGAAAUUACUCUGCGUGAUUGAACCACCGGGGCAUUAUUUAAACACUUGGCAAAUGAAAGGGAUUCCUCUGAUAGCUCAAGGAAACAAAACGUAUUUCUGAUUCUUGUUUUAUUAAAUGAUCGAAGUCUUUUAGAAAGAGAAAAAUAAUCCAGUCUAUUCUGUACAAGUUUCGGUUAUGAAAUUUGAAGAAUUCAAGACAUUGAUAUAGUUCUUACUCUUAGUAUAGAAGUGUGCAUGUAGAUAUAGUUAUAUAAUUGUAUAUAUACAUAUCUACACACAUGGUUGGUUUUAUAUUGUCUUUUUCAUUAACUUUUAUGAUAUAACCUUUACAGUAAAUUUUUAAAUUACGCAAACUCUAAUUUUUCAAGAGAAGGAAACAAAUGUUACACAUCCUUCUAUUAAAAUAUGGUUUUCCACACCCUCUGUACACACAUUCUACACCCCCUGACUAUGAUAAACAAAAAGAAUAACAGAAAUAUUUUAAAGGCACCAUGAAGGUAGAAUCACUACCUAAUAUUGGAUCUUCACUGGAAGCCUGAUUGUAACUCUGAACUCUGAAGUUUAUCACUAAUUUAUGGCUUUUACAAGACUGGGUGAAGAAACAUUUAUUGGUUCCACGGAAAAUAGCCUAACUGGAUAAAUGCAUUGGUGUGAUAAAAUCUAGUGUUUAUAACAUGCAUCCUAUUUUGCUUUGGAUUAAAUACUUAUAAAAUUCUUCCAUUGGAAACCAGUGAACUUUUGUAAUAGCAUUGGGAAUUUUUUUGUAUGACAAUUUUUAAACUGAAAUGUGUACUCUUCCAAUUAAUUAAGGCUUGAGGUUUUCCAGAAGUUGCAUUUUAAAAGUGUUUGUACACAUUUUAACACUUUGAUAUUUUCUACUUUUGUUUUGUAUAUUUUUAUGUGUACACAGUGUACAGACUUUUCUUGUAAAUAAAACAUGUUUUCAUUUGUCUAGA
This is a messenger RNA of Heterocephalus glaber (naked mole-rat), 6061 nucleotides long. RefSeq names its product ST6 beta-galactoside alpha-2,6-sialyltransferase 2 (gene St6gal2). Gene Ontology annotation, biological process: sialylation. Gene Ontology annotation, cellular component: Golgi apparatus. NCBI's taxonomy places the organism in Eukaryota, Metazoa, Chordata, Mammalia, Rodentia, Bathyergidae. The record is from RefSeq and is a predicted model, not a curated record. Gene Ontology annotation, molecular function: beta-galactoside alpha-2,6-sialyltransferase activity.